AUGGGCCGCAAGCGCAACCGGCACAAGAACAAGGGCGCGAACGACCCCGCGUUCGACCCCGCGAACCCGAACAAGACGUCCAACUGGGGCGGGCUCGGGACCGCCGCGCCGACGCCGCUCGUCGCGUGCCAGCCCUCGGCCGACGGCGUCGGCGGCGCGCUCGUCGCCAUCGCGUACGGGUCGUCGUUCAGCGUGCACGACGCGAGCGCGGACGACGCGCUCGUGCCGCUGACGCACGCGAAGGACAACAUCGCGGAGGGCGCGGAGGCGACGGGACCGUGCGCGGACGGGCGAUGGCACGCGGAGACGAUCCGCGUGCUGCGAUUCGAUCCCACCGGGCGGUUCCUCGUCACCGGCGGCGACGACAAGAUCCUGCGUCUGUGGCGCGUGGUGGAGAAGAAACGAGAGCUCUCGAAUGAUGAUAACGGUGGCGAUGCGUCCGUUACGACGUCGUCGACCGUGACGAUGGAGUGCUACAAGAAGACGAAGAAGCAGCCGAAGAAGCUGUGCGGCGGCGACUUCACCGACGACGGCGAGUACGUGACGUUCGCGAACAAAUACGGAGACGUGCACAUCUGGCCGACGGCGGAGACCAUGUGCGACCGAGACCUCGCGGCGCCGCGUCUGAACGAGAAGGGCGACCCGGAGUACGAUAAGCACGCGCCCGCGUUCCUGUUGGGGCACUGCUGCUCGAUCAUAACGGACGUCUGCGCGCCGUUAGGGAGCCGGUAUAUUUGCACCGCGGAUCGCGAUCACAGGAUCCGAGUGAGCUACCUCCCGCGCACGGUCUCCCUCAUGGGCGGCUCGCACGAGAUUCAGAGCUUCUGCUUCGGGCACACCGCCUUCGUCGCGUGCGUCGCCGCGGUGGGCGGCGACAUGAUCGUCUCCGGCGGCGGCGACGGCACCGCGCGCCUGUGGCGCCUCGACGACGGCGAGCUCCUGAGCACGAUCGUCCUCGCCGAGCCGCACGACGACGACGACGAGACGCAGCUGGCGGCGCUGCUGCAGGAGGAGGAGCGGACCCGGGAGCGGAUCGUGGAGGAGGGUCGCGAGAUUUUCAAGGGGGGUGCCGAAGGGGGUGCCGAAGGCGUCGAGGCGUUCCCGGGAGACGACGAGAGGAUCGACCUGACGAAGCUGACCAAGGCAGAGCGCCUCAAGCUCAUGGACGAGGGCGUCAUCCCGCGGAUACCGACGCGCGCGCCCGCGGUGACCGCGAUCGCGUGCUCGAGAGACGGCUCCUCGAUCGUCGCCGCGGUGGAGGGCCGCGCGCAGCUCGCGGCGCUGACCGUCGAGGGCGCGUCGACGCCGACGCCGACGCUGACGCUGCGGGGGUGGACGCCGACGACGAUCUGCGGCGCCGAGCCGUCGGGCGCGACGCCGUCGUCGCUGUGCUUCCGCGGUGAGGGCGGCGCGACCGAGCUGUGGGUCGCCGCGGUCGCGAACGGGGAGGGCGCGCACGACGCGAACGCGGGCGUCGUCGUCGCGAUGACGGGCGAGGGGUUGAGAGAGGAGCGCGCGAUCGCGCGGAUGACGACGGCGGCGCCGAGGGAGCUCGAGGCUGGGUUGCCCGGCGUCGGCGACGCGAUGCGGCCGCGCGUGUACGAGAACAAGGAGAAGUUCGAGGAUCGGAAGAAGCUGCGGAACGAUCAGAAGCCGGAGAAGGGGGGGAAGCAGGCGAGGGAGGUCCGGGAGAUGGCGGCGAAGUGA
This is a messenger RNA of Micromonas pusilla CCMP1545, 1707 nucleotides long. RefSeq lists its product as uncharacterized. The record is from RefSeq and is a predicted model, not a curated record. The transcript is spliced from 2 exons. Gene Ontology annotation, molecular function: protein binding. Gene Ontology annotation, biological process: tRNA modification; RNA (guanine-N7)-methylation. NCBI's taxonomy places the organism in Eukaryota, Viridiplantae, Chlorophyta, Mamiellophyceae, Mamiellales, Mamiellaceae. Bases 1 to 1707 code for a protein of 568 amino acids. Gene Ontology annotation, cellular component: cytosol; tRNA methyltransferase complex; nucleus.